Messenger RNA from Solenopsis invicta (red fire ant), 1002 nucleotides. RefSeq lists its product as uncharacterized. Bases 1 to 1002 code for a protein of 333 amino acids. Gene Ontology annotation, molecular function: nucleic acid binding. The transcript has a single exon. The record is from RefSeq and is a predicted model, not a curated record. NCBI's taxonomy places the organism in Eukaryota, Metazoa, Arthropoda, Insecta, Hymenoptera, Formicidae. Gene Ontology annotation, biological process: DNA integration.
AUGAGCGAGUUACCCGAUUUUCGCGUUAAUAAAACAUCGCGCCCCUUUAUACACACGGGCGUCGACUACGCGGGGCCGUUGCUAGUUCGAACUUCCAAGGGUCGUGGGUACAAAUCUCAUAAAGCUUAUAUUGCAGUGUUCAUUUGUAUGACCACAAAAGCCCUGCAUAUCGAACUCGUGUCCGAUUACUCUGCGGCUACCUUUUUAGCAGCGUAUCAACGUUUUAUAGCGCGCCGAGGAGCUCCAAGCUCCGUUUAUUCAGAUAACGGCACAACGUUCCGCGGUGCCGAUCGGGAACUAACCGCCUCCUUCCAAGCUACCACGCGGGAUCCAAAUUUUCAAAAUUAUAUAGCUUGUGAAGGUGCAAAGUGGCAUUUUCUUCCACCGUCAGCACCACAUUUCGGUGGUCUUUGGGAAGCGGCGGUUAAAAGCAUUAAAUAUCACAUUAAGCGUUCAAUCGGAUCGCAUACAUUGACGUUCGAAGAACUGACGACAUUGUUAUGCCGCAUCGAACUAUUUUUAAAUUCACGACCGCUUGCCGCUGCGUCCGAUUCUAUCGAUGAUUAUGCUCCUAUCACCCCCGGUCAUUUCUUGAUCGGUACGAGCCUGACCGCAAGUCCUGAGGCAAGCGUACUUGAUCUCUCAGAGCAACGUUUGUCUCGCUGGCAAUUAAUACAAAAAUUAAACGAAGAAAUCUGGCGAGCAUGGAGAAAUAAUUAUCUUCAUACUCUACAACAACGGCCGAAAUGGCGUAGCGUACAGCAGUUAGCGAAGCAAGGACGAUUAGUCCUGUUACGUGAUCCUCUCGCGCCUCCGAGCAAGUGGAAACUUGGCCGCAUUACACAGUGUCACCCGGGCCCUGAUCAUCUCAUCCGAGUUGUUACGAUAAAGACGGCAACUGCUGAAUAUAAGCGACCGAUCACAAAAAUCUGUUUCUUGCCUGUCGACAUCAAUUCUUACAAUGAGCGCGACAACGCCACGGCGGGCGGUUUAGCACGAUAA